Messenger RNA from Penicillium bovifimosum, 360 nucleotides. RefSeq lists its product as uncharacterized. The record is from RefSeq and is a predicted model, not a curated record. Gene Ontology annotation, molecular function: cytochrome-b5 reductase activity, acting on NAD(P)H. The transcript has 2 exons. Lineage: Eukaryota; Fungi; Ascomycota; Eurotiomycetes; Eurotiales; Aspergillaceae. The coding region runs from base 1 to 360 and encodes 119 amino acids. Gene Ontology annotation, biological process: ergosterol biosynthetic process.
AUGGACUCGACUGAAGGCCUCACCAUCAAGGCUGCCACAUCCCGUGGGAUCUUCAAGAACCCCGGGGACAAGACUAAGGUCACCCUGGUCUUUGGCAUCGUGUCCGAGGAAGAUAUCCUUCUGAAGAAGGAGCUUCAUGAUUUGGAGAACACCUACCCCCAGCGCUUCCGUUGCUUCUACGUCCUGCACAACCCUGCCCUCCGCGUCCCAGUACAGUUCACAAGCCAGGCGGGAUACCCCGAGACUCGCCUCGUCAACGGGCCGUUUCAAUGUCGACCUCGCACCAUAACUGUCACAGGAUCUCAAGAUACCUGGUAUCUGCCGCUUUACUUUCUCGGCAAACCUUUCCAAGUGCCGUAG